AUGGCGAAGAACCACAUGCAUAAUAAUAAAUACUGGCAGAUUGGUGCAGAUACAGGCCUCUCGCUUGGUCUUAGACAGAGGAAAAUGGUCUUUGGGAUGUCCGCUCCAACAACCGUGGGUAUGGAGACACUUCGCAUCAUCCAUCUCAAACAACCCCAAUAUGACCUCGGCAACUACAAGCUCGCUCUCGACACGAUCAUGCAAAUACCCAAGCCUCUGUUGACUCUCGAAUACUCCCAAGUGGACACGAGAACCACACAUUAA
Penicillium pulvis is the source of this 264-nucleotide messenger RNA. RefSeq lists its product as uncharacterized. NCBI's taxonomy places the organism in Eukaryota, Fungi, Ascomycota, Eurotiomycetes, Eurotiales, Aspergillaceae. The transcript has 2 exons. Bases 1 to 264 code for a protein of 87 amino acids. The record is from RefSeq and is a predicted model, not a curated record.